This is a messenger RNA of Aethalodelphis obliquidens (Pacific white-sided dolphin), 1096 nucleotides long. It is a transcript of the gene RND2, whose product is annotated as Rho family GTPase 2. Bases 1 to 540 code for a protein of 179 amino acids. The transcript is spliced from 4 exons. Gene Ontology annotation, molecular function: GTP binding; GTPase activity. NCBI's taxonomy places the organism in Eukaryota, Metazoa, Chordata, Mammalia, Artiodactyla, Delphinidae. The record is from RefSeq and is a predicted model, not a curated record. Gene Ontology annotation, biological process: small GTPase-mediated signal transduction.
AUGGCUGGGACGCUCGACGUGCGCGCACAGCUGGACCGAGAGUGCGCCGCUGGGGAAGGCGGGGCGCGAUCUUCGGAUGCUGUGCUCAUCUGCUUUGACAUUAGCCGACCAGAAACACUGGACAGUGUCCUCAAGAAGUGGCAAGGGGAGACUCAGGAGUUUUGCCCCAAUGCCAAGGUUGUGCUGGUUGGCUGUAAACUAGACAUGCGGACCGACCUGGCCACACUGAGGGAGCUGUCCAAGCAGAGGCUUAUCCCUGUUACACAUGAACAGGGCACUGUGCUGGCCAAGCAGGUGGGGGCCGUGUCCUACGUGGAGUGCUCCUCCCGGUCCUCUGAGCGCAGCGUCAGAGAUGUCUUCCACGUGGCCACAGUGGCCUCCCUCGGCCGGGGCCAUAGGCAGCUGCGCCGUACUGACUCACGCCGGGGACUUCAGCGAUCUACUCAGCUGGCAGGACGGCCGGACCGGGGAAACGGGAAUGGGACCGGAAACGAGGGCGAGAUACACAAGGAUAGAGCCAAGAGCUGCAACCUCAUGUGAAGGGCCCCGUGGGCAGACUGAGGAGGGAAGGUGUAGGCACAGUUGUCCCCCUGCUGGCCACCGGCCUCCUGACCUCCUGACUCUGGCUGGGACUUUAGGGUGGGCGAGUGAGCAGUUCUCCUGGGCAGGGAAGCUGGAGGCAGAAGGGUACCGCCAUUCCCCACAUCCUCAUUCAGCUCCUCUCCAAGGCAAGUUGAGGGAACUAGCAGAACAGGCAUCUGGGCUGGGAGCUGGGAUGGGGCCAGGGGGUUGGGGAAGCUGGCAUCAAGCGGUGACCUUGGUUGAGUCUCAGUAUAUGAAGGGUGCCUUCCCUCCCCACCUUCAGUUCCCAUAUCCUGGUCCUGGCUUCCUUCCCCAAGGAAAGUGUCCAUUCUCUGACCUUCCCUCUUCCUCUCCUCUCACUUCUACAGCUGUUCUCACUCAUCCUAACCUCCAGGCAACAUGCACUAAAUUAAAAAGCAAGUUGAGAAGCCUCUCCCCCAAUUUACCCACCAGUCUUAGCUCCCUCCCUCCCUUCCCCCAAGAGUCCCCAAAUAAAGCCCAUGUCCAUGGAAAA